AUGGAUGCUGUGAAUGCUACUCUUGCCCUGGACACAGUUGGAGAUUUGACAGUGCGCCUCUCAGCCUCUGUAACUCCGGACAACGCUACACUGAGCCAAGACCUGUUGCCUUUUUCUUCAAACACAAAUGAGACAACCGCGGUGGCGACGGACCGCAGCAGUUUCAUCCUGGCGGUGUGCAUCACGGCUCUUUACUCUGCGAUCUGCGUGGUGGGGCUACUGGGCAACGUGCUCGUUAUGUAUGGAGUGGUCAGAUACACCAAAAUGAAGACAGCUACCAACAUCUACAUCUUUAACCUGGCUCUGGCAGACACUCUGGCUACCAGCACACUCCCGUUCCAGAGUGCUAAGUACUUGAUGGGAACAUGGCCCUUUGGGGAGCUGCUGUGUAAAGUGGUCAUCGCCAUAGACUACUACAACAUGUUCACAAGCAUCUUCACUCUGACCAUGAUGAGCGUGGAUCGCUACGUUGCUGUGUGCCACCCUGUGAAGGCACUGGACUUCAGGACACCCGCCAAGGCCAAGAUCAUUAAUGUGUGCAUCUGGAUCCUGUCAUCUGCCGUUGGGGUGCCCGUCACCAUCAUGGCUGUUACCACAGUGAAUAAUGGAAACAUUAAGUGCACGCUGCAGUUUCCUGAUCCGGACAAGUACUGGGACACAGUGACUAAGAUCUGUGUGUUCAUCUUUGCCUUUGUGAUGCCGGUGCUGGUGAUCACCGUGUGCUAUGGCCUGAUGAUCCUGAGGCUAAAGAGCGUACGUCUUCUGUCCGGCUCCAAAGAGAAGGACAGGAACCUGCGCAGGAUCACCAGGAUGGUGCUAGUGGUGGUGGCUGCGUUUGUGAUCUGCUGGACCCCCAUCCACAUCUUCAUCAUCGUCGAUACCAUUGUUCCCUUCAACCGGAGCAACCUCCUGGAGAUGGCCAGCUGGCACCUGUGCAUCGCCCUGGGCUACACCAACAGCAGCCUGAACCCUGUGCUCUACGCCUUCCUGGAUGAAAACUUCAAGAGGUGUCUGAGAGACUUCUGCUUCCCGAGCCGCUCCCGCAUGGAGCAGAGCAGCUUCAGCCGUGUGCGCAACAGUACACGAGAGCCCGCAUCCAUUUGCGCUUCCAGCAGGAGGGAGAGGGCUCCAGCCUGA
This is a messenger RNA of Boleophthalmus pectinirostris (great blue-spotted mudskipper), 1137 nucleotides long. RefSeq names its product opioid receptor, delta 1b (gene oprd1b). Gene Ontology annotation, cellular component: membrane; neuron projection. The transcript has 3 exons. Lineage: Eukaryota; Metazoa; Chordata; Actinopteri; Gobiiformes; Gobiidae. The record is from RefSeq and is a predicted model, not a curated record. The coding region runs from base 1 to 1137 and encodes 378 amino acids. Gene Ontology annotation, biological process: neuropeptide signaling pathway; G protein-coupled opioid receptor signaling pathway. Gene Ontology annotation, molecular function: neuropeptide binding; G protein-coupled enkephalin receptor activity.